This is a messenger RNA of Sinocyclocheilus rhinocerous, 856 nucleotides long. Its product is annotated as troponin T, cardiac muscle isoforms-like. Gene Ontology annotation, biological process: regulation of muscle contraction; sarcomere organization; cardiac muscle contraction. The record is from RefSeq and is a predicted model, not a curated record. NCBI's taxonomy places the organism in Eukaryota, Metazoa, Chordata, Actinopteri, Cypriniformes, Cyprinidae. Gene Ontology annotation, cellular component: troponin complex. The coding region runs from base 160 to 729 and encodes 189 amino acids. The transcript has 9 exons. Gene Ontology annotation, molecular function: troponin C binding; troponin I binding; tropomyosin binding.
CAACAAAAUCAUCCAUUUGUAAUUUUUUCUUUACUCUCCUGCCAACCGGAUGAUGCAGGAGAAACAAAACCAAAGCACAAACCCUUUGUGCCAGCUUUGGUGCCUCCCAAAAUUCCUGAUGGAGAGAAAUUUGAUUUUGAUGAUAUUCACCGCAAACGUAUGGAGAAAGACCUGACGGAGCUACAGACGCUCAUUGAGGCUCACUUUGAGAGCAGAAAGAAAGAAGAAGAGGAGCUGAUCAACAUCACCCAACGGAUUGAGAACCGGAGGGGGGAACGAGCGGAGCAGCACCGGAUCCGCACAGAGCGCGAGAAAGAGCGGCAAAACAGACUAGCCGAGGAAAAGGCACGAAAAGAGGAGGAAGAGGCCAAGAGGAAGGCUGAUGAUGACGCUAAGAAGAAGAAGGUUCUCACGAGCUUCCAGUACACGGGAUUCAUGCAGAGGACAGACAAGAGGGGUGGGCCUAAGAAGCAAACAGAGAGGGAGAAGAAAAAAACGAUUCUUAGUGAACGCCGUAAGGAACUGAACGUCGAAAACCUGAGUGCCGAUAAACUGAGAGAAACCGCGAACGAACUCUGGAAGUCGAUGCGCCAACUUGAAGCCGAGAAGUUCGAGCUGCAAUACAGAUACAUGUGCCAGAAAUACGAGAUCACCGUCCUUAGGAAUCGUGUCAGCGACCAUCAGAAAAAUACCAAAGGCUCGAGGAGUAAGAGAGGACUACGAAAAUAAAGCAGCUUCACGGAGACACCAGCAACUUCUACCACACUGAUAUUUUAAUCAUAAAUAAUAUGCUUUAAUAUAAUCAUCUACAUUCUGGUCCUAGUGUAAUGUUUUUUGAAGCACUGCAAAGAAUAAA